Naegleria fowleri is the source of this 1629-nucleotide messenger RNA. RefSeq lists its product as uncharacterized. Bases 1 to 1629 code for a protein of 542 amino acids. Gene Ontology annotation, molecular function: ATP binding; ATP hydrolysis activity. NCBI's taxonomy places the organism in Eukaryota, Heterolobosea, Eutetramitea, Acrasida, Naegleriidae. The transcript is spliced from 2 exons. The record is from RefSeq and is a predicted model, not a curated record. Gene Ontology annotation, cellular component: mitochondrion; cytoplasm.
AUGAGAAGAUUUCCUUCGUCAUCUUCCGUUCGCUUGCUCUCACUACAAGGACUGUUACAGUCUUGUUCGGCGACAACUCAGAAUGGAGGUCUAGUGGCCUUCGGAUUUCGAAAUUUUGCACCAACAACAAGAAGUAAUAAUAGUAGAGGAAAAACAUAUUUAUUGAAUUAUUCAAACAACAGCAAAAGAAAUGAAUGGAAGGAUUUGACUAGCUCCAUCUCGGAAUUUGAUGAUUUUAAAUGUUUCAGCACCAUGGUUAACAAGACAAUGACAAUCUCUAAACACGCAGAGGAUAUUUCUGUUAGCGGAAAAACUCCUAUGGAGGUUUAUAAAGAAAUGGUUCGAAAUGGGACUGUGAGUGAGGAUCCCAGACAAAUUGAGUUGUUAAAGAAAUUAACCCAUCUUUACGAAAAAUUGUUGAAUUAUGACAUAAAACAGACUAGGGCUAUUAUUCAUAGCUACAUUGGAACGUCAUCAAGUUCCAAGUCGUCAUCAUCGAUGAAUGCUCCCUCUACAACCUCAUCGAAAAAUAUUGCCUUUGAUUAUAAGGCAAUUUCGAAAGAGAUCAAACCUCACCCUCCAGGAUUGCCAAAGUCUCUUUAUAUUUACGGAGAUGUUGGUUGUGGUAAGACAUUCCUGAUGGAUAUGUUUUUCAAAUGCGUUCCUUUGCAGAAGAAACUUAGAGUCCACUUUAACAGUUUCAUGAUCGAUUUUCACACAAGAAUGCAUCAGCUUAAUCGAAAAAACAAGGACGGAAAUGCCAAUAUGGAAAAAUUGAUGGAUGAAAUUUCAGAAAAUUAUCAUUUGAUUUGUUUUGAUGAAUUUCAAGUGACUGAUAUUGCAGAUGCUAUGAUUUUAAAAAGGUUGUUUGAAGGGCUUCUUAAUAGGGGAGUUGUUGUUGUGAAAACAUCAAACAGAAUGCCAGAUAAUUUAUACGAAAAUGGUAUUAAUAGAGAAGCGUUUUUGCCAUUCAUUGAUGUCGUAAAGAUGAAGUAUGACAUUUUCGACAUGGAGGCUGUUUGUGACUACCGACUUUCAAGUGGAAACAAGCAAACCAAUGUUUAUUACACACCUCACAAUAAGGAGACUGAAAAGUUUUUAGAAGAUUUGUUCAAAAAGCUCACUUAUCCUCAUGAUGCUGAGCCUCGACCUAUCAUGGUGAUGAAUCGUGUGCUGGUCAUACCAAGAGCCGCAAGAGGUGUGGCAUUUUGCACUUUUGACUUCCUUUGUAAGCAACCAAAGAGUGCCGUCGACUAUAUUGGCAUUUGUAAAGAAUUUCACACACUAAUUGUUUCUGGAAUUCCAGUUUUUAAUAAGGACAAUCGUGACGCUCUCAGAAGGUUUAUCACACUUGUUGAUGAAUUAUAUCAACAUCGUGUGAAAUUGAUUUGCAGUGCAGAGAAACCUGUAGAUCAGCUUCUAGAUUUCGAUAACACAAAUGACGAGAUCAGAAACCGAGGAGUCGAAGAGGCCUACAAUUUCAACAAAAGUCACACAGAAAAUUAUGAUGAAGUUUUUGCCUUCCCUAGAACCAUUUCUCGAUUAAUGGAAAUGAGAAAUAAGGAAUAUUUAAUGUCGCAUCACGUCUCCAUUCCAUCGGACAAGAAUAUACAUGAAAUUGUAAAAUAA